GCUUAUCUGCUUGAGUUCGCAAAGGGCUUUGGUUUCAUUUUCAUUUCUUGCCACAGGCAUUAAGUUUCGUCUCUCUUCCUGCAUGACAGCUAGCCGUGACUAAAGAAGUGAUGGCUUUUUCAUUUGGAAUGUCCAAAGUUAACAGCACCCUUUACACAAUUGAAAAGAAGGUGGAAGCUGAAGAUGCUGCUGUGAAGGACGACCAAGAGGUAACCACAUUCCCCAAAGUACCUAAUUUUACCUUGGGACAAGCAGGAGGUUUCCUACAAAACCAGUCGCCGGGUAAAAACAGAGCCUCCAAAAAUGAAAAGAGAGAGGAUGCUGUGCUGCCGCUUGGCGCCACAACCUUAGGGAGUAUUUGGUCUCCUCCUCUCCCGUCCCCUUGGAGAAAUGUGACCUGGACCAAGGAAACUAAGGACACGCUGAUGGAGAUGGUGAAGACCUACAAACCGGCCAGCGACUACGUCUCUGAGGCCAGGGUUCUGCUGCUGGGUCCAGUUGGUGCUGGCAAGUCCAGUUUUAUCAGUUCGGUGCAGUCUGUCUUUUCUGGACGGGUCCUAAACCGAGCCAUGGUGGGAUCUUCCUCUUCCACAGGCUUUACAAAAAAGAGCAUUAAUUCCCUCCAGCUCCAGUCCUUCAGCAUCAGAGCGGGUCGUGAGAAAACGGAUGGCACCACAGCUCUGGCCUUGUGUGAUGUGAUGGGUAUCGGAGAGGGAGAGAUGACUGGACUGACUCUUCAUGAUGCACUCUGUGUCAUUCAAGGACAUGUGCCAGAGGGACAUCAGUUCGUCCCAGAGCAACCUGUGAAAUCGGAGACUUCAGGCUACAUAAAGAAACCCGGCCUCAAAGACAAGGUUCACUGUGUGGUGUUUGUGGUCGAUGCCUCAAAAAUCAACACCUACUCCAAAGUUCUGAGCUCCACCUUCCAGAAGCUCAGAGAACACAUCAGCAACCUGGGGGUGCAUCAAGUGGCUUUGCUGACUCAUGUGGACGAGGUUUGCAAGGAGACUUCUCAGGACAUCACCCACGUGUACCGGAGCUCCACUGUUCAGCAGCUGAUGGCGAAGGCUGGAGCGCUGCUGGGAAUGGCCACCUCCUACAUCGUCCCGGUGAAAAACUACUCAGCACAGCUUGAGCUGGAAGAGAGCACAGAUAUUUUACUGCUCACUGCUGUCGACCACAUCCUGCAGUACGUACAUCUGUACUUCCAGGAUACGGCCACUGAAUGCAAACGGCCGUUUGAAGCCUGAGAUCUCAAGACCUAAAUAUUUAAACCGAUUUUUUAAAUCAGUCAAACCAUACGGUGGUCCCAAAUUUGAAUGUGAAUAAAAGUAUGAAAGUUA
Pygocentrus nattereri (red-bellied piranha) is the source of this 1343-nucleotide messenger RNA. Its product is annotated as interferon-induced protein 44-like. The transcript is spliced from 9 exons. The record is from RefSeq and is a predicted model, not a curated record. Bases 111 to 1250 code for a protein of 379 amino acids. Lineage: Eukaryota; Metazoa; Chordata; Actinopteri; Characiformes; Serrasalmidae.